AUGCCUUUGGAAGAGAGGGGCUUCCUUCUCAAGCAAAGUGCUUCCCCAGGAGCCCCCAGUGAGAGGGGCGUGGGAAGGCAGAAGGCUGUGAAGAGCAGCUUUGGCAUCUGCCUGGGCCUGCGGAGACCAAGCCAAGCACCUGUGGUGCCUGCAAGGCGCAACUGCGGCAUCGCUGACUCAGACCUUUGCCGAGGCAUCUGUCUCGAAGGUGUCCUCGAGGUCGGACAGCGGGAUGAUGCAGCCAAGGACCAGACUCAAGAGCAGGAUCCCACCCGUGGCCGCUUCCGCAGAGCGGUGCAGGCACUGCGGAGGUUCCUGCGCAUUCGGCGCAGAAAGACCAGAGCCACAGCCACCGAGGGCACAGCUGAGCCCAACUCCAGGCCCAGCGAGCUGCAGACAGAGCCUGCUGUCAGCACAGCGUCCUCUGAGCUCGCUGCAACCUGUGACCGGGCAGCAGCCGAGGGCAGAGCGGAGGCUGACAUGGCCAUGACUGAGGGCAUGGCCACCUCAAACAGCCAGACUCAGGCCAUCCCAGAUACUGACACCACGAUCGCACUGACUGUGCUAGCCAUGGUCAAGGACAUUCUACAGAGACUUGCGUCCUGCGACACUGUGGACGCUGGGCUGCAAAUGGACAUUCUGAGCCUGACUGAAAGAUACCCGGCUCAUGUGGUGAUGAUCCUCCUGUGCUGUGCCCCACUGUGUGACAGAGCUGCCACACUGAUGUGGAGGGCCAUGGGCACCUCGGAAGUAGCUGCGGAGGAGGUGCUUCCAGCACUGCUCUCUGUGCUAGAGAAGCAGCCACCAUGCAGCAGGAUCUUCUGCAGCAGGGAUGAGGCCGUCUUUGCCCUGGCUGCAACUCUGGUGCUGUGGAGGAUUGCCCCCAUGUCCGAGUGGCACUACGCAAUGCUCAUUUAUUCUCCCCAGCUGCUCGUGGAUCUGCUCUUUCAAAUUUUCACUACCACAGAGCAGAUGCCAAAGAAUGUUCAGAACUUCUGGAGAGCAUGCCGGAAGGAACACGGCCUUCGCAGCAACCCCAAAAGGUUUGCAGCGCAGACCAUGAAGGCUCUGCUCUCCCGACUGGGCUUUGACAAGAAGCUGGUGGCUCUGGAACACCUGCAGGUCUGGGAGACCCUGCUCUGUGCCAACACCCAGCUGUUUGCAGCAAGCCUGCUAGCCAGGGAGAUGCGCCGUGGGUUGACCCCAUUGUGUCCCUACAUGGCCUCGCACCUGCUCAGCCUGCUCAUCGGGAAGCAGCCACGCUGUCAUCUGCCUGCCCUGGCGUUCUUGGUGGAGCUCCUGGAGUGUCUGGACUUGAGCCAACACGGUCCCAGUGCCCUGUGGGUCGUAUCCAGGCACCUGCCAAGCAAGUGCAGGGACAGGCUGCGCCUGCAGCUCAGAGGCCUCGUGGUGCUCAGCAAGGAGCCCUCGCUGAGCGGAGAAAUACGUGGCCUCUAUCAACACCUGCUGGAGCAGCUGGCUGAUCCCGAUGCAGAGAUGGUCUGGAUGACCCUCUCUGUGCUCACACAUGUGCUCCAGAAGAAAGACCUCAAGAUACCCAGCAUCACCGCCCUGAAGCUGGCUGAGCCCCUGCUGCCACACUUUGACAAUGACAACAGCCAGAUGCAGCUGCUCUCCAUUCAGCUCUUCAGCAAAGUGCUGGAGCUGGUAGUGGAAGAGGGGGAAGAGCCUCUCACGAGAAUCGUGAGCCAGAGCCUGCUCCCUCUAUUCCUGCGCUGGCACGAUGAGAACCUGCAUGUGGCCAAGGCCUCUCACGAAGCCCUGCUUUGUGCAGCACGCUUCCUGAGGAGGACGGACCUCGAGGAGCUGCUGACAAAGGAGCAGCGGAUGAAGUUUGCCCAGAGCCUGCGUCGCACCCAGGGCCGCCAGCCCGUGCCCCGCACGCUGCUCCCUGCCCUGGGCCGUGCGGGCCAGCUCGGCCGGUGCUGGGCGCAGGGAGCGCCCGGCCGAGGGGCAGAGCCCGCGCCGAGCCUUCGCUCCCCGCAGCUGCUGCAGGACGCGAGCCGAGCGGCCGAGCACCUGCGCUGGGCCCUGCUGCGCCUGCAGAGCCCGCAGCGGCCCCUGCGAGAGGCGGCCGUCAGGAUCAUCGGUGAGCCACGAGCCCGGCAUCCCUCCCCGCCUCCCGGCCCGGCCGCUGCAGCCCCGCCCGCCCUCGGUGCUGCCGCCGCCCUCCCGCAGCCGUGCCCUCCCUCGGGCGGCAGCGUGCGGCAGGGCCCGGGCUGA
Molecule: messenger RNA, 2244 nt
Organism: Passer domesticus (house sparrow)
Lineage: Eukaryota; Metazoa; Chordata; Aves; Passeriformes; Passeridae
Product: maestro heat-like repeat-containing protein family member 6
Exons: 15
Coding region: 1-2244 (747 amino acids)
Cellular component (GO): cytoplasm
Source: RefSeq, a predicted model, not a curated record